UCGCGUGGUGGGGAUCAUCCAUGUUGCUACUAGUGGUGGAGAUAAGGUUGUAAUCCUGAGAGGCCCCGGAGACGUUUCUUGGGUUUUUGUAUAUGCUCUAACUCGGCGCUGACUGCUCCGCGUCGUGAACUGAAGCUCUUUUUGUCUCGGAGCGACACAGAGGCGGUAGACUCUGCGGAAAAACUUCACGUUUCCCUGAAAUUGAAGGCGAAUUCGGGCCGGGGGGGGAGGACUGGUAAUCCUGAGGGGGGAAGAAAGACGGUGGUGGGAAAUGGCCACUCAGGUGGAGGCUCUCCUACCCGGCAACCCGCUUGCUCAAGCGAAGGAGCACGGUAAAGUGAUCCGCAGUGAGCCUAAGGAGGAGGCGAGCGGCCGGGGCGACGGGGCCAAGCGGCAGACGGGUGUCGCCGAUCAGGGGAGCGGCGGAGGCGGCAGCAGCAGUCCAGGACAGGGAGGGACCACCGGCUCGGAGGAGCAGACCUCCAAGCGGGCGACAGAGGAGAGCAAAGGCGGCUGUGACAGCGAAGACAAGCAAAGCGAGGAGGGAGUUAAAGGCGGCGGUGGCAACAAAAAGGAGUUUACUGAAGCUCCCCCGCCCAAGGUGAACCCGUGGACGAGGAAAAUGAAUGCUGUGACCGUGGUCAGCGUGAAUGGACAAGCACACCACGAGUCCACCGGCCCUGCCAAGGUGGUGAGAGCAGGCAACCCACCUAAAGCCAGGCGUGGCGGCAAGGUUGGAGACUUCGGAGAUACGAACAGCUGGCCAACUCCAGGGGAGAUUGCAACUAAAGACAUGCAGAUCGAGGCAGUGACACGGACCGUGUCCUGCCCGCCGACUGUCAGGCAGGUCAGAGACUCAUGGAAAUUCACUGGCACCAAAAAGACGAUGGUUAAAAAGGAGUCAAAGGAGAAAAGGGAGAGCAACGAAGAGAGCAAGGAGAACGUGAAGGCCAAGUCAGACGACUCGGGAGAGGAGAAGAACGGUGACGACGACUCCCAGAAGAACGGACCGAAGAAAAAAGGAAACAAGCAGAAGUGGGUUCCUCUGAUGAUCGAGGUGAAGUCAGAGGGGCCCAGGGAGCGCUCGGCCUCUAGGAACAACAGCAGACAGAAUGAAAACCCGCGCCUGCCUCCCAACGCCAGGAACGACCUCAGAGAUUGGCAUAGCCAAAAGUAUGAGCGCGAGUGGCGUGACGACCACGAUGAGGUUUCCAGCGUGAAGAGUGAGGGGGCGCCAUUCCGCGGAGGAUUCAGAGGUCGAGGACGUGGAAGAGGAAGAGGUCGGGGACGAGGCAGAGGUGCCGGGAGAGGCCACUACGACUAUCACUACAGCUACAAGUCCUACGAUGUGAAAGACGGACCCUACGGACAGAAGUUCAGCAACUCUGUGACCUACUAUUAUGACAACAUGAGCAGCAAUGACCUUUACUCUGUGGAUCAGGACCUGCUGAAGGACUACAUCAAGCGGCAGAUUGAGUACUACUUCAGCCUAGACAACCUGGAGAGAGACUUUUUCUUGCGGAGGAAGAUGGAUCAGGAGGGUUUCCUGCCCAUCGGACUCAUCGCCAGUUUUCACAGAGUUCAGGCCCUCACUACCGACGUCAACCUCAUUCUGGAUGCGUUGAAGGACAGCAAGGAAGUGGAAAUUAUCGACAUGAAGAUCCGUCGGAAGGUGGACCCGGAGAAGUGGCCGCUGCCGGGCCUGAACAUGCCAAACAUGCCACACACGCAUACUGACUUCUCCCAGCUCAUCAACUGCCCCGAGUUUGUUCCAAGACAGAUGGCUGAGGAGCCCAGAGGUUCUCCCAGGGCCUCCACACCAAUGCAACAACAGACCAAGGCUGAACCGGAUGUCUCCAACCUCAAGACCAUGCCCAAGGGCCUCUCAGCUAGUCUCCCUGACCUGGACUCAGAGUCCUGGAUCGAAGUUAAGAAGAGACCCAGACCUUCCCCGGCCAGACCCAAGGUCAGCUCAGAAAAGUCCUCCUCAUUGCAGCAUCAGCAGCAGAAGGAAAAGGAUGAGUCGAUUCGCUCCCCGGUGCCCCAGCCUGGCUCCUCACCCUCCGCUGCUACCUCAGGAAAUAAGGACGGAGCCGAGCAGGACGAACCCGAGGAGCUCGACUUCAUGUUCGACGAGGAGAUGGAGCAGAUGGACGGACGCCGCAACACCUUCACCGACUGGUCCGACGAGGAAACGGACGGUGAAAUCGACGACCACGACGUCAACAAGAUCCUGAUCGUGACGCAGACGCCGCCGUACCUGAGGAAGCACCCGGGAGGCGACCGCACGGGCCACCACACAUCGCGCGCCAAGUUGACCAGCGAGCUGGCCAAGGUGAUCAACGACGGGCUCUUCUACUACGAGCAGGACCUGUGGGACGAUACGUACGAGCCCGAAUACGCCACCAUCAAGCAAGAGGUGGAGAACUUCAAGAAGGUCCACCUGAUCAGCCGUGAACAGUUUGACUGCUUGACCCCUGAGCCGCCUGUCGACCCCAACCAGGAAGUCCCACCAGGCCCCCCACGACCCCAGCAGAUCCCCACAGACGCUUUGGCAAACAAACUCUUCGGCGCCCCUGAGCCCUCCUCAAUAGCUCGCUCGCUGCCAACUACCGUGCCUGACUCGCCCAACUACCGCAGUGCCCGGACACCCCGCACGCCUCGCACGCCUCACCGGAAGGACCCGACCAUGACGCCUCGCUUCUACCCAGUCGUGAAGGAAAGUCGGCCCGUCGAUGCCAAGACGCCCAGGAAGAGGAAGACCCGGCACAGCUCCAACCCGCCCCUGGAGUGCCACGUCGGUUGGGUGAUGGACUCCAGAGAGCAUCGGUCCCGUACCGCCUCCGUCAGCUCUAAUGCAAGCCCAUCGGAGGGCACCCCCGCUCUAGGUAACAUCGGCUGCACUCCCCAGUCCCUCCCCAAGUUCCAGCACCCAUCGCACGAGCUGCUCAAGGAGAACGGCUUCACGCAACACGUUUACCACAAGUACCGCCGGCGUUGCCUAAACGAGCGGAAACGGCUGGGAAUCGGCCAGUCGCAGGAGAUGAACACGCUCUUCCGAUUCUGGUCGUUUUUCCUGCGGGACCACUUCAACAGGAAAAUGUACGAGGAAUUCAGACAGCUGGUGGUCGAGGAUGGAAAAGAAGGAUAUAGGUACGGUUUAGAGUGCUUGUUCAGGUACUACAGCUACGGUCUAGAGAAGAAGUUCAGACCAGACAUCUUUAAGGACUUCCAGGAGGAGACCAUGAAAGACUAUGAAGCUGGGCAGCUGUAUGGACUUGAGAAGUUCUGGGCCUUCCUUAAAUACUCCAAAGCCAAGAACUUGGAGAUUGACCCCAAGCUGCAGGAGUGCCUGAGCAAGUUUAAACGCCUCGAAGAUUUCAGAAUCGACCCGCCUAUGGAGGAAGGAAGUCGCCGAAGACACUCGUCCAGUGGGGAUGGUCGCCGCCGGCACCCCUCUCAGCCCUCCAGCCGUCCCCACAGUCAGGCCAGCUCAGGCCCCACCCACGCCACCACCACCCAGGUUCCCACAGCCAAGGAUGAUGCCAAACCUACCAGCCACAAAGCCCCGGCUCCCACUGCUGAUCCCGCAUCAAAUGCCAAAACACUGAAGUAACUCCACAAACACACUGGCCCACACAGACUAAAUUAACCACGUCUGCAAGUCGCCGGUUCUCUCUGCGCCACAGGAGGGGGAGGGGCAUCCAGCUCUUCAUUUCAAGCAUGUGAUUUCUUUUUUCUUUUUUUUUCUUUUUUUGCGCCUGUGAAAGGUUUGAUAAAUAAGAGAGACAAUAAAUAAUAUGCCUCGGUUUAUUGAUCACUGCUAAGGUUUCUGAACUUUUUGUCUUAAUGAGGCAAGCAAUGGAUGGGGGGGCAAACCCCAUCCAUUGCAAAACACUUGUGCAGACCUUCGCCGGAUGGUUUAGGUUUAACAUUCUGGAUAUAUUUUUUUCUUCCCUCCUUGUUUUUGGCCCCUCCCUCCCUGUCUCUGGGACCCUCUUUGAUCGUCACUGUCCUGCUGGCUGAAAGAUCUUUGAUCCCUCAUCCAAAUCUCAGAUUAAUGAUGACUAUUUCUUCAGCACGAAGUGGAAUUUGAGAUGUGGAAAUAGUUUGAACAAGACUGAGCAUCUAAAAAAACAAAAACAAGCCCCAGUAACGGCCCGCUGGAGGCCGUGCUGCUCUUUGACAUCCAGUCGGACCAAAGUGGUUAGAACCGAGCAACUAACUUUUUCAUCCACAGCGCCCUGAGAGUUUUCAAAGGGCUAAUAUAUGAAAAAAAUAAUUUACCUUAUGGCUGCACAUUGAGGGGAAAAUAUUUAAGGAAACAAAUGAUUUAAAAAAAAAAAAAAAAAAGAGAGAGACUUGCAUCAACCCCUUGCUAUGGACAAGAUCAUUGAAAGUUGCCUUAUUUUAAUGGUUUUACUGCUUCUAAGUUGUGCCCGCCACCUUAUUGUCGAUUGUACAGCAUCAGUCACCCAUAUAUCUCACCACCAUUUCCAGCUGAGGCUACUAGUUGGUGCUCUCUGCCAAAUUUAUUUUCCAUCCCCCUCAGUCCCCUCUGUCAUCUGUCUUCCAAGUGUCAUUUGGUCUGUUACAAGUCCUGUAAUUCAUCCCUGUGAUUGCAAGUUGUGGCUUUUUGUGCUGAAACACGUCAACCUGGUGAAAGUUUGUCAGCGCCCCACCCCUCGCAAAAAAAAUAAAAUAAAAUAAAACACUUAAACGUGAUGGAGAGUUGGGGUUGAUCUCCCUUUGGGUGCUACCUGACUUUCUGUCAUCCUCCACCUUCCCAUCAGAUGAGCUGCAUCCAUCCGUUUGUCCAUCCAUCCAUCAGUUGAUCAUCAGCGACGCUACAGGACUGGAAAUCAUUACAAUCUGGAUUACUUGAAGAGGCGAUGGUUACAAAGAGGACCGUCGUCCUGUGACGCAGGUGCUUUGGGUGGAGACACUAACGAUGCUAAGACGUUUAGCCGCUGACGUUCAGCGAGCUGCCCGCCACCGCUUCCCGGUUCUCACACGGAUCCAAACGUAAGGUGCAGGCAAAAACACUGACAGGCAGGUACUGAUGUAGCAGCGUGGACACGCUCGGUAGAAAACGCACCGCUCGACGUCUUGCCUCACCGUGGACUGGAUUGUUUGUUCACAACCUGUUGAGUCGUCACUCUUCGUACCGGACGAUCAAAUAUGAUGAUAUCAAGCAGAAGAGCGACUCUUCCUCCACGAGUGUAAAUGUGAAAUUUGAGAGAUGAAGAGAAAAGAUAACAGCUCCCCACCUCUUGUUUUAUUGUCUAUAGUACAGAUAUAUAUUUGCCUUACAUGUGUACGUACUCUAACUUUUUUUAAUGGUCUCAUGAUUUAUCUUUUAAUGCAUUUUAAUUUCAAUUUGCAGUGUUUGUAGUGUUGUAAUGCUGGAGGAGCGCUCUGAUAUAAAAACAUCUGUGGAUUUCAGAAAUGGGAACGUAGCUCACAUCGCAAAAGGGAAAGUUGACAUCAGGGCGUCAACGGGUCUUCAAUGUUUUAAAAGAAAAAAAUGUGUAAGCUUCUAGUGUUUCAUGUUGAAAUCAGUUGAUUUGAUAUUUUCUUUUUAGUGAAGAUGAGAGAAACAUCUCUAAUAUUACUCUUUUAUUCAAUCUGCAGCCUUCAGUUUUUCUACAAUUAGAAUGUAUGCAAAGUCUAAAAAAAAUGAAGAAAAUGAUUUGAUUUUUGGGUUUGAACUCAACCAGAAGUUCAUCAAAUUCUAGUUAAAAGAAAUUAUAAAAAAAAGUCUUAAUGCACAUGUGCAAAUAGACAUGUGGGAAGAAGUGUUUUCUGCUGACCUACUGAGUGCUUGUAGCUAAUAUGUUAGCUCCAGUCAUAACUUCAGUUUGAAACUGCAUCAGACACCUGUGCCUGUGUUUUUUGGUUUUUUUGGGGGGGGUGGAGUUCCCCCCAGAGGUGGAUGUCACAUUGUCCUGUCAGUGUUAUGUUGUUCAGUUUCUUCCUCUUAAAUUUAGAGUUGUAUGAAAAUGCAAAGUGAAGCUGUACUUCCUUUUUAUUUUAUUUUUUGCCCACCCUCCCCUUUAAUCUUUCUUUUAUCUUCAGGGAGAUUUGGAUCAGUUUCAGUUGAAACAUCAAAGUGUUUACUGGAGAGGAGGAAAAAAAAAAAAGAGCUAUGAAAUAAUUCAGAACUGAAAACUCAUUUCCCAAAGCCGGCAAAUCCUUUGAAUCGGUGAGCUGGCGUGUGGCUGCAGACAUGACGGACUGCCACCAGAGGGGACAGUUCUUCCUGGGACAGUCACAUGAUCCUCCCUCUAAUGUGAUCAUCACUCGUCUCUGGACAUUUGAGGGGAUUCAGGUGCUUUGGGAGUUUUCAUCCAUCUCUAUCAGCAUUGAACUGCUGCUGUCCAUAUGAACUCUAGGGGGAGCUGCCUGUUCAGCUGGUCAGAGUUCCUAGCUGUGCGGGAUAAAAGAUGGACGUAUGGAAGGAGGAGCGGAAAAUGAGAGAGGAAACUGAGCAAGAUGUGAUGUCGCUCAGAGGAAUAUGGCUGGUUAUGAUGUCUGGAGACUGGGAGGACAAAAUUCCAUAAAGCCAUAUGAAUAAGAAAUAACUGUAUAUGAACAUCAAUAGUUCAUUACAUUACAGUAUCCUAGGCUUGUCAUGAGGAAAAAAAAGAUGAAAACGAGGAAAAAAGGAACAAAAAAAUAUAUAAAAUGGAAAAAUGUAAAAUACUUGAAUGAGAUCUUGUAUUAUAACAUUUAAUAUUCAUAAUAUCUGCUUUGUAGGCUGACGUGAUUCGCUAUUAGUGUUAUUUGUAAUUUGUAGUAAUUAUGCUUUUCCUUUAAUAAAGAAAAAAAAACACAAAACGCACAAAAAAA
Messenger RNA from Pelmatolapia mariae (spotted tilapia), 6852 nucleotides. It is a transcript of the gene larp1, whose product is annotated as La ribonucleoprotein 1, translational regulator. Bases 272 to 3616 code for a protein of 1114 amino acids. Gene Ontology annotation, biological process: positive regulation of translation; mRNA stabilization. The transcript is spliced from 21 exons. Gene Ontology annotation, cellular component: cytosol; cytoplasmic stress granule. Gene Ontology annotation, molecular function: RNA cap binding. NCBI's taxonomy places the organism in Eukaryota, Metazoa, Chordata, Actinopteri, Cichliformes, Cichlidae. The record is from RefSeq and is a predicted model, not a curated record.